GAACUAUGAGCUGAUGUAGCGGUGACAAGGAUCCAUGCCUGAGAUCUUAUUCAACUGACGAAGAGCUGAAGGUACAGACAGAAUGUAUGGUAGAACAGGGCUUGAUCGAUUCAAGAAAGCUCAAUCAUUGGAGCCAUUUCAAGUGUCUGCAAAUUCAGCUGCUAAACCGGCAUUGCAGCCUACCUCAAAGGCGGUUGCUCAUCAACAAACUCAAUAUGUAAAUCCACAACCUGCUUUACAGAAAUCCGUGGCAGCAGAUGCAGCCGCUUCUACAGUGUCAACUCAUCAUGUAACUCACGGUGGGGGACAAUCAACUUGGCAGCCUCCUGAUUGGGCUAUUGAGCCACGGCCAGGCGUUUAUUAUCUUGAGGUGAUUAAGGAUGGGGAGGUACUUGAUCGAAUUAAUUUGGAUAAGCGAAGGCAUAUUUUUGGACGACAGUUUCAUACUUGUGAUUUUGUCCUUGAUCAUCAGUCAGUCUCACGCCAGCACGCUGCUGUGAUUCCACACAAAAAUGGAAGCAUUUACGUGAUUGAUUUAGGAUCUGCACAUGGAACAUUUGUUGCAAACGAGAGGCUGACAAAGGAUUCCCCUGUUGAGCUCGAGGCCGGACAAUCUCUGAAGUUUGCUGCAUCAACAAGAACUUACAUCUUGAGAAAAAACAACGAUGCUCUCUUCCCCUCUCCACGACAACCUGCAGAAAUAGAUUUACCGCCACCUCCGGAUCCUUCAGAUGAGGAAGCUGUUUUGGCUUAUAACACCUUUUUAAACCGAUAUGGGCUUACAAGCCCUGAUUCAGUGUCAAAAUCAGCAGUAUCAUCUGAGAGACCGACUAAAAGAAUUAGGAGAACAAGUGUGUCGUUUAGAGAUCAGGUUGGGGGAGAGUUAGUUGAAGUAGUUGGUAUUUCUGAUGGAGUAGAUGUGGAGACGGAACCCGGUCCAGUUGGUGUGAAAGAAGGAAGUCUUGUCGGGAAAUAUGAGUCCCUUGUAGAAAUUACGGUGAUACCCAAAGGAAAAGAACAGUCCUCCGUAAAAGAUGUCAACUUUUCCCAAACAGGUGUAACAGACAAACUUAAACAGGUAUUGAACAAGGUGAAAAAUCCUCCAAAGGGUGGGAUUUAUGACGAUCUUUAUGGCGAAUCAGGUCCUGGUAAAGUGGGUUCUUGGGCAUAUUCUGGUUCCGGUAAUGCUUCUUCUACUAACGAUGCUGAAGGAAGCUCCCCCGGUUCUUUAAGCAGAAUAUCUGGAAGUAUCUCGAGCAAUGUGGACGACGAUACUGAUGAUUUGUUCGGAUAACAAAUGCAUUGCUUGCUUUUGAGCAGAUUAAAUUAUGUUAGUCUUUGUAUUCUUCUUUUUAUUUUUCCCUUUCCUGGCGUGUGCACCAAAAAGGAUUCAAUUUUGAACUCAAUCUUUAUGUGUCAGGACACUGAAUCUCUGACUUGAGAUCAAUGGAAAAAAGUGUGUGUUAUCUUUCACAUUUUCAUUUUGUGCAAAACAA
Messenger RNA from Lycium ferocissimum, 1496 nucleotides. Its product is annotated as protein phosphatase 1 regulatory inhibitor subunit PPP1R8 homolog. NCBI's taxonomy places the organism in Eukaryota, Viridiplantae, Streptophyta, Magnoliopsida, Solanales, Solanaceae. Gene Ontology annotation, molecular function: mRNA binding; protein binding. Bases 83 to 1294 code for a protein of 403 amino acids. The transcript has 2 exons. The record is from RefSeq and is a predicted model, not a curated record.